AUGGAUCAACAGCCACCCUCCGAGCAGCCCCAACAACCUCCUGCGACCCUAACGAAUCCUCGCUUCACCCUAGAACUCGAAUUCGUCUCCUCCCUCGCGAAUCCGUACUACUUGUCGCAUCUUGCAGUCAACUAUCCUAACCUGCUGGGUAUAUCUAGAACCAGCGAGGAAAGCGAUCUCAACAACGAUACCGUCGAUCCUGAAGCGCAGGCAUUCGCAGCCUACCUUGCCUACCUCUACUCCUACUGGAAAACCCCGGAAUAUGCUCAAUUCCUGACUCAUCCGGGUGCAACCUUGCGUGCGCUACGACUUCUUCAGGAAGAUACCUUCCGUCGAGAUAUUAUCCGACCGGACGUGAUUGAGGGUUUGGCGGGCGUUGGCCUCGGCAUCAAUCAGGAUGGCGCGACCGCGGAGGCCGGGGACCAACAGGAGGGGGAUCAAGCCCAAGAAACUCAGGAAAAUCAAGGACAGGCAGGAGAAAAGACAGUGAAAACAUGA
Messenger RNA from Aspergillus melleus, 498 nucleotides. It is a transcript of the gene soh1, whose product is annotated as mediator of RNA polymerase II transcription subunit 31. Bases 1 to 498 code for a protein of 165 amino acids. Gene Ontology annotation, molecular function: transcription coregulator activity. Gene Ontology annotation, cellular component: mediator complex; core mediator complex. The transcript has a single exon. NCBI's taxonomy places the organism in Eukaryota, Fungi, Ascomycota, Eurotiomycetes, Eurotiales, Aspergillaceae. The record is from RefSeq and is a predicted model, not a curated record. Gene Ontology annotation, biological process: regulation of transcription by RNA polymerase II.